Molecule: messenger RNA, 943 nt
Organism: Ictalurus punctatus (channel catfish)
Lineage: Eukaryota; Metazoa; Chordata; Actinopteri; Siluriformes; Ictaluridae
Gene: tspo
Product: translocator protein
Exons: 4
Coding region: 82-567 (161 amino acids)
Cellular component (GO): mitochondrial outer membrane
Source: RefSeq, a predicted model, not a curated record
CGCCCACUGCAUUUUUAUUUAACCUUACGCAAACCUCUCACCGCGCGUUCAACAAAGUCGCUCCUGUUAUUCGAAGGAGCCAUGUGGACAGCCAUGCUGGGUCUGACUGCCUUACCACAUGUUGGUGGGAUCUAUGGAGGCUUAAUCACAAGAAAAGAGGUGAAGACAUGGUACGCCUCACUUAACAAACCAUCAUGGAGGCCACCCAAUUCGGCUUUUGGAGUAGUAUGGACUGCUUUAUACACCGGCAUGGGGUAUGGUUCAUACCUGGUGUAUAAAGAGCUCGGAGGCUUCACAGAAGAUGCUGUGGUCCCACUGGGACUCUAUGGCCUGCAGCUGGCACUGAACUGGGCCUGGACCCCUAUCUUUUUUGGGGCACACAAGAUCAAACUGGCACUCAUUGACCUUGUCUUGCUGACGGGCACAGUGGCCGCCACCAUGGUGUCCUGGUACCCGGUGAACCGCACUGCCACGCUCCUCCUGACUCCAUACAUAGCCUGGCUCUGCUUGGCUACCUCCCUCAACUACUGCAUCUGGAGGGACAACCCUGAGACCAAAAAAGACUAGAGCGGACAUAUAUGUAAUUAACAUGCACUAGUAGGCACAUUAUGACUCUUCACGGCCACUACCACAAAUAUGCCUGUAACCAUAUUCAAGUGAAUAUAUGAAUUAAGUCAUGGCAGUUGCUUGACUAAUGAAUUUCUCAAGUAUGGGAUGAAUAUAUACUAACAUUUAGGUUACGUCUCUGCUGGCUUUGUAAAAUAAAAUAUUUCAAUUACGAUUAUGAUCUUAUCAAGAUCACUUGUCUUUUAAUAACAUUUGAUUUCUUGUCAGUAAAAAUGACUAAAUUUCCACUACAAUUAUGUAUGCAUGAAUGAUUUUGCAUCACUGAAUCAGCUUUUGUUUGUAUUUGUUCCAAAAAAUAAAAUAAUGUUGGCUGAGA